This is a messenger RNA of Papaver somniferum (opium poppy), 3806 nucleotides long. RefSeq lists its product as uncharacterized. The transcript is spliced from 7 exons. The record is from RefSeq and is a predicted model, not a curated record. The coding region runs from base 1453 to 3495 and encodes 680 amino acids. Gene Ontology annotation, molecular function: protein binding. Lineage: Eukaryota; Viridiplantae; Streptophyta; Magnoliopsida; Ranunculales; Papaveraceae.
UAAAUUAGGGAAGACAGAACAUAUGUUAAUUAAUGGCAGAGAAUCAAAUUCUCUCAAUCCAAAAGUGAGCUAAAUGUCCAUUAAUUUGAUUGGUUUUAAAUUUUCCUUUACUCAUUUACAGAUCUUUCACAUUUAAAAAGAAACAGAGCUAUGAAACUAGUACUGAUAUCUAUAAUGGUGCAAUGCAACAAGAAAUGCGACAUCCCAGAAAUAGAGUAAACAAAACAAGCCAACACCAGAACAGAAAAAAAAUAAAAAGAGUCUACACAAAAAUACACAGAUAGUAGCUGCUGCUGAAGAAGAAGAAGAAAAAACUCUGAAUUUCUUCGCUGACACCUGUCGGUUUGUAUCCUAGCUUAAUAUCCAACCUGCAACCGGAUCUAAAUUAAACGAUCAUUCACUUUCACUCUCUUCUUUUUUUGAUACAGAGACUAGCUGCCUGAAAUACCUAAGUAGGUUUUCUCUUUUAGCUUUGUCUCUGCCAUUAAUUAAUUAAUUAACAAAAAUAGAACAACAGAAAAUUCGGGGAAAUUAAACACAAUUUCUAUAAAUAAAUAAAUUCAAUUCAAAACCUAACUACUCUAGAAUCUAUUCAUAAUUACUACCUAUGAUUUUUUGAAAUCUUUUGGUAUAAUUGGUAUAUAUAUUUUUAAUUUUACAGAGAGAGAUGAUGAAGAACAAGGCUGAUAAUAGUUGCAGGAGGAGGCUAGAUUCACGGGUCAUAGUAGCAGCGCCGCUCGUGUUUGUCGCUCGUGCACUGCCUACUACUACUAGUAUUACUGUUACAAUUGUCAUUAUGAUGAUUAUACCAUUUCUCUAGGUCUGCUGCUGUAAUUUUUGCAAAAUUCCACUGUUUUAUAAGGUGAGAAAACACUCAUUAUUCAUCAUGUUCUUCACCCCAUUCCUUCCUCCGCCAUUUUCUCUUGUGUUAAAGUGAGUGAAAUUAAGAAACACCCUUUGGAGUCUUGGUACGGAUGAUUUCGAUUUUCAAUUUUUUUUUUUUUUAGUUGAGGGUUUACAUUUGGUUUAAAAGAGAAGCAAUCACAGGUUGAGGAGAAGGUUAGGCACAAAGGUCGGUCAUUUUUGAUAAUUUUGUUUGGUUCAACUAAUAUUAUUAUUGAUUUGAUUAAUGUUUAAGUUUCCGGGGGUCGUUUUGGGGAGUUGUUGUUUCUUCUGGAUUAUAAAAUUGGGGUUCAUCUCAAGGUCUCUGGGGUUUGGUUCCUCGUACCCAGCCAUUUCUUUGUGUUAAUUUUCUUAUAAUUGUUUUCAUUUUGUGAUCAUCUAAUUGGACCACGUUUAGGCGGGAGUCUCGCUCCGUGAAUUACGAUUUAAUUUUUGAGUCUUUAUAUGGUUACUACAUUGUCUGCUUUAUUUUGACUCUAUACAGAAAGGAAGGUGCAGGGAAUGUGAGUUUUUGAUGUGGAAUUUGGAUCUUGUACAGAAUUGGAAAACAUGCAGAGGUUUGGUAGUCAAGGUGAAGAAUUUUACUUUGAUACACUAGAUUGUGUUCGUGAUUGUAGUAGUGGUAGUGAGUGUGAAUCAUCAGAAGAAUCUGUGAGUCGGGGGAUUAGUGGUGGAUUUGAUUACGGAAUUUGGACCAACGAGCCUGGAAGUGUCAGGGAGCGUCGCAACAAUUUUCUUCAGGGUAUGGGAUUUGGUGAAUUGGUUGAUUCGGAAUUGGGUUUCUCGAAGAACAUCGACAAGGAGAUGAACAGAAACAAUCUUGGGUGGGAAAGAAUAUCAGAAUGCAGUGGUGCUGUUUCAAGUUCUGCAGGUUUGAAUCGAGAGGAAUACAUUGUUUGUUGUAGAAACGAUCCAGAGAGCCGAACCAAGGUUGUUGGUACCCAAUCAGCGCAGAAAAGAUUCAACAAAAGCUCAAACUCCAAGGUUCUUGCUACAGAAUUGGUUCAAAAUAGAUUCGAAAGAAUGUCAACACCAGGAUCAAAUGAAUUGGAAACAUCAGCUUGCGGAGAAAAAUGUAAAAUCAAGUCUUGGUGGAAACGUAUGAUGCGCAAGAAUAAAGGAAGAGGACGCGUUGCGGAGUCUAAUGUCAGUGAUAAGAACCAUGAUGGACCGGAUAAAAAUAGGAUGAAGGUGCAGAAUAACAAAAAGUCGUGUGUGGAGUUCACAGCAGUUUAUAUGGAUCAGGAAGUUGAAGCUCACAAGGGAUUUGUCUGGACCAUGAAAUUUAGUCCCGAUGGUCAGUUUUUGGCCAGUGGUGGUGAAGAUGGGGUUGUUCGAAUUUGGCGUGUUACCUCAACAAUAGCUCUAGAAGGUGGUGCAAAAUUUGUUGAUAAAGUUGAAGACACAAAGCAUUAUCUUGGAAGAAAAAAUUCAAAUCCUGCUUCUGUUAUCAUUCCUAAGAAAGUAUUCAAAAUUGAAGAGUCACCAGUACAAGAAUUUCAUGGCCAUACAAGUGAUGUCUUGGAUAUUUGUUGGUCUAAAUCUAAUAGUCUACUUUCAUCAUCCAAGGACAAUACUGUUCGGUUGUGGCAAGUGGGUUCUGAUGAAUGUCGUCAAAUUUUCCCUCACAAUAAUUAUGUGACAUGUGUUCAGUUCAAUCCUGUAAAUGAUGCAUACUUUAUUAGUGGAUCCAUUGACGGGAAAGUUCGAAUUUGGGGAGUUUCAGAAAAACGAGUUGUAGAUUGGGCAGAUGUACGAGACAUAGUAACUGCCAUAUGCUACCAGCCAAACGGAAAGCAGGGUUUCAUUGUUGGUUCCAUUAAAGGUCGCUGCCGUUUCUAUGAUUCGUCAGGUAGUAAUCUCCAGAUGAAUGCACAAAUACGUAUACAUUGCAGAAAAAAGUCCUCCAACAACAGAAUCACCAGCUUUCAGUUUUCGCCUGAGGAUUCCCACAAAAUCAUGAUAACAUCAGCAGAUUCCAAAGUUCGAAUUUUUGAUGGCUCAUCUGUCAUUCAAAAAUACAAAGGUCUGCGUAGGUCAGGAAGUCAGUUAUCUGCCUCAUACACUUCAAAUGGGAGACAUAUAGUGUCUGUAGGAGAGGACUCUCAUGUCUAUGUAUGGAGCUGCGAUGAUGUAUCUGAUGAUCCCUCAUCAAAGCACACAAAGUCUACUAGCUCGUGUGAGCAUUUUUAUUAUGAAGGUGUUUCUGUUGCCAUACCAUGGUCUGGUCCAGAGUUGGAUAAUUUGGAUCCAAUGGAUCUAAGUAUAGAUAGUUCUGUAUGCUCUUCGCAGUCAGAUGAUUCCUUUUCCUGCUCGAGAGAUUCGGAUCGUUUCGCUUUUGGUGGUUGGUUCUCCGUUGAUAAUCGAGGUUCUGUGACUUGGCCUGAGGAGAAACUACUGCCUCGGGCCCUAUCAGGUGGAGAGCAGAGUUACAGGCAGCACGAGCCGAAUCAGAUCCAUAAUCAUCAAGCUCCUUCGGAAUCAUGGGGUUUGGUUAUUGUGACAGCGGGUUGUGAUGGAAAGAUCAGAACCUUCCAUAACUAUGGGUUGCCCGUCAGGCUAGAAAAGAGCAGCUGCAGUCGCAGAAUUUGAUGAAGAAAGACGCUUAUGCGAUUAGUACGCCGCAUCGCAGUUUCAACUAUAUGCACAUAGGUAGUCGUCUAUGCCAUUAACACGGCGGCUAUUGAAAAGAGUAGCCGCAGAAAUAGUAGUUGAUCAAGGACGAUAUUGAUAGAUUGUUGGCCACCUUUUAUCCAGAAUAAAAGAGAUCUGCCUGAAAAUUUUGUACUUAGAAUCUAUUAAUCGUUCAAAAGCAUACGAUGAUGUUUAGCACAUUUCUGUAAAAAGCAUAUGAUGUUUAGCACGUCUGUAAAAAUCAAUUAUCUUUGUCCGGGUCAUUCUGA